This is a messenger RNA of Vitis riparia (riverbank grape), 940 nucleotides long. RefSeq names its product blue copper protein-like. The transcript is spliced from 2 exons. Gene Ontology annotation, cellular component: plasma membrane. The record is from RefSeq and is a predicted model, not a curated record. Bases 91 to 801 code for a protein of 236 amino acids. NCBI's taxonomy places the organism in Eukaryota, Viridiplantae, Streptophyta, Magnoliopsida, Vitales, Vitaceae. Gene Ontology annotation, molecular function: electron transfer activity.
GAAAAGCUGGCAGAGCAGCAUCUCAAUAUUCCAAAUCAGGCGUCUCUGGCUGUGUGCUCUGCUCUGCUCAAACUCCCAGAAGAACUGGGAAUGGAACAGAGAAUGUUGAGAUCAGGCUCUGCGUUUCUUCUUCUUCCUCUUCUUCUCCUUCUUGUAUUUGUCUCUUUUUCAGGAUGUGUAGAAGCUUACAAGAACUACACAGUGGGUGACUCCUUGGGAUGGUACGAUAACCUCCAUGAGCCUAGUGUCAAUUACCAGAAAUGGGUUGCUGGCAAGAACUUCAGCUUGGGUGAUUUCCUCAUUUUCAACACCGAUAAUAACCAUUCAGUGGUCCAAACCUACAAUUUCACGACCUACAAGCAUUGCGAUUACGAGAACGCCCUAGAAAACGACACAUACCAGUGGUCGGCCACCGAUCCCUCCGCCACCAACCCCGUGGCUGUGACGGUGGCGGUCCCCCUGAUGAAGGAGGGAAUGACCUAUUUCUUUUCCAGUGACUACGACGGUUGGCAAUGCAAGCAUGGGCAGCACUUCAAGCUGAACGUGAGUCAUGGACAAGGCCUGCCUCCCAGCCUUAAAGACCCAGCGGAUGAGGCCCCUGGUCCAGUGGCCCCUGAUUCUGGAGAUGAAGGAGACUCCGCCCCUGACACUGUGGUUCCGGCCAACUUCAAUGACCCCAAACAGGAAAAUGAUACUGACAACACAUCAGGGUCUGCUCCUUUGCUGCCAUCGUUCUUACACCAGUUGGAUUACAAAUUCAGUGGAAUUUUGGCUUUGUUAGGUGUUGUUUGUAUUUUUUGAUGAUUUUUUUUUUUCUGGGGUUUAUUUGUUUAUAUUCUUGGCUUGUAUCUUAGUAAUUUUUUCUGGGUUUGGUGUUUAGAGCUAAUAAUAUGAUAUAUAUUUUUAUAUAUGUAAAUGGGUGUUUUUCUUGAGCAGUCAA